AUGGAGGAGGGCUAUGAACUUGACCUGACUUACAUCACUGAGCGGAUCAUUGCUGUAUCCUUCCCUGCCAGCUGUUCAGAGGAAACAUAUGUGCACAACCUGCAAGAUGUAACCCGAAUGCUCAAAUCCAAACAUGGAGAUAAUUACCUGGUGUUAAACCUUUCUGAAAAAAGAUAUGACCUUACCAAGCUUAACCCAAAGAUUAUGGAUGUGGGUUGGCCUGACCUUCAUGCACCUCCCCUUGAUAAGAUGUGCACCAUCUGCAAGGCUAUGGAAUCAUGGUUGAACAGCGACCCUCAGCAUGUGGUGGUGAUCCAUUGCAGAGGUGGAAAAGGAAGGAUAGGAGUAGUGAUAUCAUCAUAUAUGCACUUCACCAAUGUUUCUGCCAGCGCUGAUCAGGCUCUAGACAGAUUUGCUAUGAAGAAAUUCUUCGAUGAUAAAGUUUCAACUUUAAUGCAGCCAUCCCAAAAAAGAUAUGUGCACUUCUUAAGUGGCCUUCUGUCUGGAUCUGUGAAAAUGAACACGACCCCACUCUUCCUGCACUUUGUCAUCCUUCAUGGCAUCCCAAGCUUUGAUGCUGGAGGAGUUUGUCGGCCCUUUCUAAAGAUCUACCAGGCUAUGCAGCCAGUUCAUACAUCAGGAAUAUAUAGUGUAGGGCCAGAAAAUCAAAGCAGAAUCUGCAUUGCUAUUGAGCCAGCCCAGCUAUUGAAGGGAGAUAUUAUGCUGAAGUGUUAUCACAAAAAAUAUCGAUCGGCCACCCGUGAUGUCGUUUUCCGCCUGCAGUUUCACACAGGUGCCGUUCAGGGCUAUGGUCUGGUAUUUGGCAAAGAGGACUUGGACAAUGCUAACAAAGAUGACCGCUUCCCUGAUUAUGGGAAAAUUGAAUUGGUUUUUUCAGGAACCCCAGAGAAAAUCCAAGGAUGUGAACGCCUGAAGAAUGACCAUGGAGUGAUAGUUGACUACAAUACCUCAGAUCCACUAAUCCGCUGGGAUUCCUACGAAAACAUGAGCCCUGAUGGUGAAGUGCUCCACACCCAGGGUCCUAUUGAUGGCAGUCUUUAUGCUAAAGUGAGAAAGAAGAGCUCUUCAGAUACUAGCAUCCCCAGUGGAGCCCAGGGGGUUCCUGUGAUCAGCAGCCCUGAUCACAGUGACCAUACUCUAUCUGUCAGCAGUGAUUCAGGACACUCAACAACUUCUAUAAGGACGGACAAGACCGAGGAGCAUCCAGCACCGGGAAUCAAACGGGGCUUGAGCCCACAAGAGAAGGCAGAGCUGGACCAGCUACUUAGUGGCUUCGGCCUAGAAAACUCAGUCAGUCCCCUCAAGGAUAUGACUGAUGCCCAAAGCAAGUACAGUGGGACUCGCCACAUAGUGCCAGCUCAGGUUCAUGUGAAUGGACACACCAAACUGAAGGAUAGGGAGACAGAUAUUCUGGAUGAUGAGAUGCCCAGCCAUGACCUUCACAGUGUGGACAGCAUCGGGACACUGUCCUCCUCUGAAGGGCAGCACUCAGCCCACCUUGGAAACUUCAGCUGCCACAAGAGCAGUCAGAAUUCGCUGCUCUCAGAUGGCUUUGGAAGCAACACUGGAGAGGACCACCACAGUGCUCUGGCUCCUGACCUGGGAAUAGGUGUGGACCCCCUGUAUGAGAGAUCAUUUGGAAGUGGUGAGCCUAAGCAAUCCCAGCAGCUGCAAAGGAAUCCUCCUGUUUCCGCUCAGCCUCAGGCUUAUGGCCCUAGUAACUACUCUACCCAGACUUGGGUGCGCCAACAGCAGAUGGUCACUGCUCACCAAUACACCUACUCCCCCGAGAGUGAAGUAAGGCUUGGCAUUCCUAGCACUGUAGAGAAUUCAGGCAAUGUGCAGAGCCAGCCCAGAAUCCCUGACACACCCACCCGGGGAUCCAGCAGCAGAGACGCUGUGCAGCGGGGGAUAGGGGCUGUGCCAAGUUCCAGUGAAGUAGCAGAACACCCAGUGCCCGAGGCUUUUAAAUCCAGAUUAGUAGCUGAGAAAGACACAAAUGGCCUGGCUUUAGGAGUGAAUGCUGAGGACCUGCCAUCCUCUCCUACUCUGGAUAUCGACCAGUCAAUUGAGCAGCUGAAUCGGCUGAUCUUGGAACUGGACCCUACAUUUGAACCUAUCCCGACCCGCAUUAACACAGUCUCCAGGGACACGAGUCAAGUGAAUGGCUUCACCAGCCCUGAUGGGGAUGUGGGAGGGCUCAGCGUGAGCCCUGGGUUCCGUGAGAAAGGAGAGGUCACAAACAGGAAUCUUUCCCGGCAUGGUUCACCAGGAGACGAGUCAGGGGGAAGAAUAAGGAAGUUAAGUCUUGGACAAUAUGACAAUGAUGUUCCAGGGCAGCCACCAUAUACCAGGUGUGGCUGGAUGAAAUCUACUGCUAUAGACCAAGCUGUAAAUCCAGGAUCACUAAUUGCUGUAGGGGAGACCAAAGAGAUGGAUGUGGCACGUUACCAGGAAGACCUAGAUGAAGUAGACAGGGGAAUCUUCUCACCAACCAAAAAUGGGAAUGAAGCUGUUCCACCAACCCCAGCUUUUCCAGUGUCACCAGAGACACCAUAUGUGAAAUGUCCCCCACAUUACCGCCAAAUGAGUCCAUCUGGCCAACAGAUCAGUAGCCCACCUGAGAUGUACAGAACUGGGCAUGAAUCUCGAAGUUACACGGAAGGCCUUAACCACUCGGUUGUGAUGACUGACAGCACCAUGGGCACCAAUCCCGCUUUGCUGAGGACUGACAUGCAGACAGCUCCUUCGUGUCAGCGGCCUUUUGUAUCUGCAUGCGCCAUUUCCAGUAACAGCCCCAUCCCAACCGGAGAAAGCCCUUCUGCAACUGAAUGCCACUGGCUAGAAAGCAACGCUAAGUCCACCGCUUCGCCCCAGCUCUCAGUGCUGGGGAACAGCAGGCCUACAGGAAAUUACCUUGUGUCCUCAGAAUUUUCAAGCCCCAUCCAGGACGGCUCGCUCUUGUCCCAUUUCCAAUCCCCAGGAUUGCAAGUCAUCUCUUUGAACAGCCGAGAGGAUUCGUCCUUAGGCCCGCAACAAGAACCUGCUGCCCAUCCCAGUGCCCGGGCCUACCUGAACUAUGGUGGGACCAGCAUAAGCAGUAGCCCACCACUGGAGGAGAAACAACCUGUUUUCAUGGCCAAUGCUAGCAGCUCUCCCAAAACUAUGAGCUCACCACUGGCAAGUACAGCGGACAAUGGCUUUUUGGCCCACAACUUGCUAACAAUGGCCUCUGGACACAAAAGCCAGAGCAGCACAAUUCAACAGCACCAUGGAAUGAACCUGCACCCACAGCCACCUCUUCCAGAGAAGAAGAGGACUUCUGAGGGAGACCGUUCUUUUGGCUCCAUCUCUCCUUCUUCAAGUGGCUUCUCCAGCCCUCAUAGUGGGAGCACGAUCAGCAUCCCGUUCCCAAAUGUCCUUCCAGACUUUUCAAAAGUUUUAAGCACUUCCCCUUUGCCAGAAAACUCAGGCGAUAAACACGUGACUGUAAAAUUUGUCCAAGAUACAUCCAAGUUCUGGUACAAGCCAGAUAUUUCAAGAGAACAAGCCAUUGCCGUUCUGAAGGACAAGGAACCAGGGUCAUUCAUUGUUCGAGACAGCCAUUCUUUCAGGGGAGCCUAUGGCCUGGCAAUGAAAGUUGCUACACCUCCUCCUUCAGUGCUGCAGUUAAACAAGAAAGUUGGGGAUUUGUCAAAUGAGCUUGUCAGGCAUUUUCUGAUUGAAUGCACCCAUAAGGGAGUGCGAUUGAAAGGAUGUCCCAACGAGCCAUAUUUUGGGAGUUUGACAGCUUUGGUGUAUCAACAUUCUAUUACUCCUCUGGCAUUACCCUGCAAACUACUCAUCCCAGACAGAGAUCCCUUGGAGGAGAUCGCAGAAACAGCUCCACAGACUGCUGCAAACUCGGCAGCAGAGCUCCUAAAGCAGGGUGCAGCAUGCAAUGUUUGGUAUCUGAACUCUGUGGAAAUGGAGUCCCUCACAGGCUAUCAGGCAGUGCAGAAAGCCCUGAGCAUAACACUGAUGCAAGAGCCUCCUCCCAUCUCUACUGUUGUCCAUUUCAAGGUGUCUGCUCAGGGGAUCACACUGACAGAUAAUCAAAGAAAACUCUUUUUCCGAAGACAUUAUCCAGUCAACACUGUUAUCUUCUGUGCUUUGGAUCCACAGGACAGAAAAUGGAUGAAAGAGGGACCUUCUGCAAAAGUGUUUGGAUUUGUUGCAAGGAAGCAAGGCAGCGCCACGGAUAACGUGUGCCACCUGUUUGCAGAGCACGAUCCAGAGCAACCUGCCAGUGCCAUUGUGAACUUUGUAUCAAAGGUCAUGAUUGGUUCCCAGAAGAAAAUCUGA
This is a messenger RNA of Emys orbicularis (European pond turtle), 4365 nucleotides long. RefSeq names its product tensin 3 (gene TNS3). Gene Ontology annotation, molecular function: protein binding. NCBI's taxonomy places the organism in Eukaryota, Metazoa, Chordata, Testudines, Emydidae. The transcript is spliced from 26 exons. The record is from RefSeq and is a predicted model, not a curated record. Gene Ontology annotation, biological process: dephosphorylation. The coding region runs from base 1 to 4365 and encodes 1454 amino acids. Gene Ontology annotation, cellular component: focal adhesion.